Pestalotiopsis fici W106-1 is the source of this 687-nucleotide messenger RNA. RefSeq lists its product as uncharacterized. Bases 1 to 687 code for a protein of 228 amino acids. NCBI's taxonomy places the organism in Eukaryota, Fungi, Ascomycota, Sordariomycetes, Amphisphaeriales, Sporocadaceae. The transcript has a single exon. The record is from RefSeq and is a predicted model, not a curated record.
AUGAGUAGCGAUGGAACCGCCUCAAUUUAUGUGGAAUCCGAUGGCGACAGCUUGGAUAACGUCACCGUACCUGGCCCUCCCUUGAUAAACACCAGCCUGCCCCUGGAUAUCAUCCCCGCGAACUGCCUGUACCAGAUGACCUACGCCGCUGGGUCUUCCAUCCUGGACUACAUCAAUGAAUACUUCGCUGGCGCGAUCGUCCCCUCAUCAAACGACGUUGGAGUCUUUGGGUCGCCUCAGCUUCGUGUCGUCUUCAAUGACACCUACGCCAACUUCGACAGCGUCAAUGCUAUAUUUGAUCGCGUGGCUGAGGCCCUCACCGUUCGGGUUCGAACAUACAACAAUAGCGACUCGCCAGAUUUCCGACCAGCUUCCGGAAAAGUGUUUGUAGAGCAGACGUGUGUGUCGGUCAGGUGGCCGUUUUUGGUCUUUCCAAUCGUAGUGGUAGUUUUGACGACUGUGUUCCUCGCUUCCAUUGUUGGAUACGCAGCUCUGGGGAAGGCCGGUGCGGUCGCGGCCGGGUGGAAGUCAUCAAUUUUACCAAUGGCCUUCAAUGGUUUGACCAUGGACAGAUCUGUGUCGGAAAGCGUGGGUGGCAAAAUUGGGCUUAGCAGUAGCUUGGACACAAUGGAGAGCGUCGCAAGGAGGACCGUGGCCCGGAUCACCGAUUCAACCGAUAUAGACUGA